This is a messenger RNA of Schistosoma rodhaini, 1426 nucleotides long. Lineage: Eukaryota; Metazoa; Platyhelminthes; Trematoda; Strigeidida; Schistosomatidae. The record is from the annotation of a GenBank genome assembly.
AAUUAAUACUAAUUCAAUAAUGCCAUGUAUAAAUGAAAAUUCUACAAAAUUACUUAUUGAAGAAAUUAUUAUGUUAAAUUUUCGUGCUUAUAUUAUACCAAUUUUUAUUAUAUUUGGUAUAAUUGGAUGUAGUUUUAUUAUAAAUAGUUUUUAUUCAAUACAAAAAUUACAACCAUCUAGAUUUAAUAUUUAUAUAAUAUGGAUUACAAUAUUUCAAUAUGUUGAUUUAAUAAUGAAUACAUUAUUAGAUGAUUUUUUAGGACGUGGUUUAACAUGGGCAAGUGAUUGUAUUAUAUUUAUUAAAUUAGAUAUUAUUACAUCAUUUACAUGUAAAUUAAUGAAUUAUAUACCUUAUACAUCUGUAUUAAUAUCUAAUAUAUUAUUAGUUAUAUUUAGUAUUGAUCGUUUAUUAACUAUUAUAAAACCAAUAAAAUUUCGUGGAGAUUUAUAUUUAUUGUUACCAAGGUUAUUUAUUAUUUUUAUAAUUUUUUUAAGUAUGUUAUUAUAUUUACCACAAUUAAUUUAUUCUGAUUUAAUUAAAUCAGAUAAUACAUCAUUAAUAAGUAAUUAUACAUGUCAAUAUGUUAAUUCAUUAUAUUUUGGUGUACAAUAUAGUUUAUAUUUAUCAACUAUUGGGGGUUAUAUUAUACCAACUAUAUUAAUAGCUAUUAUCAAUAUUAUUAUUAUAUUACGUUUACAAUAUUUAACUAAAAAUAGACAAUUAUUAAAUGGGAAACGAAAUUCUAUUAUAAAAAAUAAAUAUUAUAUUAAUAAUAAUAUUGUUAAUAAUAAUACUAAUAAUAGUAAUAAUAAUACUAAUAAUAAUAUGAUUAAUUUUAUUAAUAAUAGUAAUAUUAAUAAUAACAAUAACAAUAAUAAUAAUAAUAAUCGUCGUCAAUAUUCAAUAUCCAAUCAAUCAAUAAUCAAUAUACAAAAACAAUCAUCUAAUGAAUAUUAUAAUGAAAUGAAAAGAAUUAUUGGACAUUUAAUAGUAACAUCAAUUUUUUUAUUAUUUUCUAUACCAUUAAUUGUUAUAAUAAUAUUAAGACAAAAAUCAGAUAUUUUAAAUUAUAAUCAAAUUUAUCCAAUUUAUUAUAAACGUUUAAUACAUUUAUCAAGAUUAUUUAGUUCAUUUACAUCAAUUAUAUGUACAUUUAAUUUUAUUAUAUUUUUUAUAUUUUUACGUAAUUUUCGUUAUAUGGUUUAUUUAUCAAUUUAUACAUUACCAUUCAUUAAAACAACAAAAUAUUCACAAAAACAUAUUGAAAAUAUUGAAAUUAAAUUAUCAAAUCGUUUAAGAAAACGUUUUAAACAAUCAAUUGAAUUAAAAUUAAUACAAACUACAAUGUUACAACAAAAACGUACUCAAUCAAUAAUUGAUUAAUUAAAUGAAUUGAUUAAAGGUGAUGAUGAUGAUGAUGAUGAU